GGCCAGGGCUAGCAGUGAGCAAGGUGUUCAGGUAUUUCCUGGUUGGCAUUGCGCUUACACUAAACUGAAAGCAAAUAACAAGGGCGUCGAGAAAACAAGGAAGAAAGCUCAUGGACGGCGCUGUGAGUUUUGCAGGCUGGCGCGCUGUAGAAGACAGCAAGACACUUUCAGAGGAUGAAGAGCCGAAAUCGGGCCGUGUGUACACCAUGUACCAUGGCACACACAUCGACAACGCUGAAGACAUCAUCGUCAACGGCUUCAAGCCGUCCACACGCGGAAUGCUGGGGAAAGGCGUGUACGUGAGCCGCAAUAUCAAGAAGGCCCGGUGCUACCCGCUCCGAACCGACAAGCGCGACCAGGUCGUGUUCAAGCUCAAGGUCAGCGUCGGCAAAGUGAAAAAAAUCGACUGCGACAACCAUCCACUGCGCACGACCUGGCACGACGACGGCUACGACUGCGCCUGGGUGCCUCCACGCAGCAAUAUCUCUGCGAUCAAAUCCGGACGAGAGGAGGACUGCGUGUGGGACCCGACACGCAUCACUGUGGUCGACGUGGCGUGUUGCGUGGAUGAGGGGAAACGACGCAAGCUGCGUAAUCUCAUCCGCAGCCACGUGCGCAGCGACGAGUGCCCCUCAUGCCGCCAGAGCUCUCCGGACUUACCGCACGACGUGCGGGACUGCUGGGCAUGCGGGAGCAGGAUUUGUCCGUUUGAAAAAGAGCAUGUGUGUAUGACGCAGUAACAUAUCCGGUGAAAGUUCCCUACAUCCGGUCCUGGAGGUCCAGCACAGUGAGGUAUGCUGAACUGAGGGCCUCCCAGGGCUGGAUCUGGGGAACUCUGCACUGUCAGUAAAAAAAAAAAAAAAAAAAAAAAAAGUACUACCUUUCCUUGUCGCUUAGGUGGUUCUCUCAAGAUUACACUAAAAGUUUUACAUUAAAACCUAUUUAUCCAUUUAUGUACCAUAAAUACUUUUAAAUAUACACUAUAUCCAUGUUCCCAUGUGACAGAGACAUAUUCACAGUAAAAAAAAAAAAAAAGAUAUAUCCUAAGGUCCUGUAUCAUAGAUAAGGAAAGGUAGAGUUUAACAGCCCCUUUUUUUUUCUGAGAAUGUGGGUAGUCAGUCACUGUGGCCUAUGCAGCUCAGACAGUUACGUCUGUUUACAUGUCAGACUCAGCUGAUAAAAAACAUGAAGAGUUCUUCUGUGACACACCAUUUAUACAUAAUAUAUUUUCUAUACAAUAGGGUAGAAUUUUCUUUGUCUGUGGUGGUCAGUGUCUUUUUACCUUUGAAAGUUUCUCUUAUUCGUCUUAUAUCUAUGUUUUAUUUAUGUUGUUAUAAUUAAUGAGAUGACUAAUCACUGUGUUAACUAACCUAAUUAAAACAUAACCUAUAGCCUAGAGAUGUAGAGGUGUGCAUAAGGACCAGAAUCCCACAAUAUGCAACAAAAAUUCACUCAAGUGGAAGAGUUUUGCUUUCAUACUUUCGUACUUGCUAAGAUCAUGGUACAAAGAUUUAUGAAUAGGAGACACACAGUUCUUUUUUGUCUAUCAUCAGUGGUUUGCUCCAGUAGCCCGACCUAAAUACUGGCUUUGUCACAUAUUUCUACCAUAUUUUUGUACAAACUGGCCCGAAAUGCACAAAAUAAAUAUGCUUUUAUUUACUGUAAAGUGCCUGGUCCAUAGCGCAGUAUGCACAGGGCAGCAUAUCUCUGCUGGGUGUCCAAAAAAUACUUAUUUAAUUAAUUUGAAAAAUAUUAGCAUGUAUGUUAAUUGUGUAUGUUUUUGAUUGUUCUUAUUUGAAAAUUCUCUGUUGUUAUUAAAAGAAAAUAUUCCCGGAAAAUCUUACAGACGUUAUACUGAAAUGCAGGACCCUGUUUAGACGAGCAGCAGCAUUGCGCCCCAGCUUCAUAUUAGAAUCUUUCUGGAAUGUAAUAAACCCAAAAACUGAAGUAAAUCUGAUAAAAUAUUA
This is a messenger RNA of Pangasianodon hypophthalmus (striped catfish), 1967 nucleotides long. RefSeq names its product grass carp reovirus (GCRV)-induced gene 2o (gene gig2o). Lineage: Eukaryota; Metazoa; Chordata; Actinopteri; Siluriformes; Pangasiidae. Gene Ontology annotation, cellular component: cytoplasm. Gene Ontology annotation, molecular function: NAD+ poly-ADP-ribosyltransferase activity. The record is from RefSeq and is a predicted model, not a curated record. The transcript has 2 exons. The coding region runs from base 111 to 740 and encodes 209 amino acids.